UCUCUCUCGUGCUGCUCUCACCGGGAACAUGGAGAAAUCUACGCUUUUAUUUCCCCGCCGCGAGUGCGAGCUCGAGCAGGUUUAGAGCAUUUAGAUCCCCGUGAAAAAACAUGAGCGAGGAAUCAAACACAAACAGCGAGGAGAGUUUUGCGCGUGUGAGAGCGGUGGUCAUGACUCGUGAUGACUCCAGCGGCGGCUGGCUUCCUCUGGGCUCCGGAGGACUCAGCUGCGUCACCGUACACAAGGUCAGCCGGACCGAGGCCGACGGCUCCAGCGCAGCCCAGUUCCUCAUCCACGGAGAGCGGCUCAGAGACAAAACGGUGCUGCUGGACUGCGUCAUCAGGAGGGAUCUGGAGUAUAAUAAGGUCAAUCCCAUCUUCCAUCACUGGAGGAUCGGCAGCAAGAAGUUGGGCCUGACCUUCCAGAGCCCAGCGGACGCCAGGGCCUUCGACCGCGGGAUCCGGAGAGCCCUGGAGGACAUCAAACAAGGAGGCGCACCGUACAGUGACACAGACGCUCCUGAAGAGCCUUCAUCACAGGAGACGGUGUCUGUUGGUACUCCGGUGAGGGACGUCUUCUGUUCUCAUGGUGUCGUGUUUACUGAACCCUUCCACAGCUCUUAUGUUCAAGCUCAGCCCUUCAAUGAGUCUCUUACUGCCAGUCAGUGGUUCCUGCCACCACAGGUUUCCGCCAGCAGCAGGUGGCACGUGAGCUUUCACAUGGACGAUGAGGAGAUCGUCCGCAUCAACCCACUCAAGGACGUCCUCAUCCAAGGCUACGAGGACUACCGGCAGCCGGUGCUGUGGAAGCAGGACCCGGAGCGAGAGGAGCCCGACGCCUCCGCCGCGUUCUCCAAGCUGGAUGCCAAGGACUCGGUCAAGACAAAGCAGCCAUCGGGCCGGCGGCGGCGAGAGGACGGAGAGCGCUCGCACUGCAUCUACUGCAGAGAGAUGUUCAACCACGAGGAUAACCGGCGCGGCCAGUGCCAGGACGCGCCCGACCCCAUCAAGCAGUGCAUCUACCGGCUGAGCUGCAUGCUGUGCGCCGAGAGCAUGCUGUACCACUGCAUGUCCGACUCGGAGGGAGACUUCUCGGACCCGUGCUCCUGCGACGCCAGCGAGGAGCAGUUCUGUGUGCGCUGGCUGGCGCUGCUGGGGCUGUCUCUGCUGGCGCCCUGCAUGUGCUGCUAUCCACCGCUGCGCGCCUGCCACCGCUGCGGAGAGGCCUGCCGCUGCUGUGGAGGAAAGCACAAGGCCGCGGGCUGAGCUGUGAGGGUGCCGGACGGCGCUGCUUUCACUGACCCGAGACGGGUGGAGCGUCGCUCGUGGAGCACGGGCGGAGGAGCUCCUGACGUCUGGAGGAGUGUCCGGAAACAUACGCUGGGGCGCACAUCGCGUGUAUACUAUCGAGUCUUGUACAGAGCUCUAACACCGUGUCCCAACUACACGCCACGUGACAAGCAAUGUAGCUAUCCACACCAGACACGACAGAAUCAAUCAAACACCACAGCUAAUAAGAAGCGUGUCUUACAAACAAAUUUUGCGUGUCAUCGUCGCGGCUAGUUAGGACAAAAACUAAAAAAGAUACCUUUUAUCAUGUCGCAUUGUGUGUAGUUAGGACACAGUGUAAAAGGCGUACACUAAAGGGAUUUUCCUGCAGUUAUUAAGCGUGGCCUUUUCUUUUUGACACUAUCAGUACUAGCGGAGAAAUGCAUUAAGGUACAGACUCUUGUGCUCUUGUUUUGCUCCUGCAUCGUGUUCAGGACAAGCAUUUCUUAAAGCGCUGAUGCUUUCAAUCCAGCGGGCACUUGCUAUAAUCCCACAAGCACUUCGUCUACAGAAGCUCCUUCUGAUCCAGACUUUGACCGCAGAUGGUUUAAAACCCCGAGGGACAUUCAACACAGGACAAUAUAAGUGCUCAUUUUAAAUGCAUGUUUAUGUUGAUGCCGAAUCUUGUUUUGACUAAUAAUCAGAUGUUUUGUGCAAAGAUGAUCUGUCAGUGUUGUGGGAAAGAACGGUUUACUUUCUAUGCAAGUAUUUCCAUGAGACGCUCGGCUCUCAGACCUCCGGCUGUACAUAUCAACACUAUUCCCGCUGUGACGGUAUGUAUCGUGGUUUGAUUUUCAUCAUGUACACAGGUCACAUCUUAAUAUUGUUUCACAUUGAAAAGGAGUGGAGACGACGGAAAAGACGUCUUAGGUUUUAAUGGAGAUUCUCUCUAGUUUUGUAUCACAGAAUGACGAAUAGUAAAUAGUGCGUCUUAUGAAGCUGCUACAAACAAUCACUAACCGCAUCGCAAGAUUUAAUCGGAUGACUGUUAACCGUGAUCUAGUUCUCCAGUAUAGUUUAACCCUCGCCGCUCUUUUGUGUUGCUUCUUCUGGUGAUCGCUGGCGUCUGUGGAGAACGGCUGAUUUCUGCGGCUCCUCGAGGAUUAUGCAACGCUUCCGCGUGUCACGUUGUGUUCAUGUGACUACCAGUUUAAUCAGGUGCUGCUAUUGUUUAAUUUUAUUGGUGUUCUUCUCUAUUCCUGGAAGUAUGGAACGCUUCUCCAGUGUUGGCUCUUUCGUGGUGUAGUCGUGUGCUGGUGUUCUGCAGUACAGCGGUGUUUCUGAGCCUGUGAACUCGUUUAGUUUUAGUGCCAUCGGCUUCAUUCUCCUCCAUCUGAAGAAGUGCCUCACAUCUGCUUCUGCCGCUUUAUAUCUAUGUCUAGCUAUUUCUAUCAUGGUUUGAAAAUACUAAAUAUAUUAUGUAAUAUUUAUAGUUCAAUAACUCAUGUCAGAUGUAUUUUCUGUAUACAGAUGUACAGUAGCUUGUUACUUUCAUAAAUAUACAGUGUAAAUAUGCAUACAGAACUGUUUUUAUGUUACAGCAUACACUUAUUACAUCAGUUAACAUUACCAUGAAAAUAAAAAGAGAAAUUAAAUUA
Messenger RNA from Cyprinus carpio (common carp), 2926 nucleotides. RefSeq names its product sprouty-related, EVH1 domain-containing protein 1-like. Gene Ontology annotation, molecular function: protein kinase binding. Gene Ontology annotation, cellular component: membrane. The record is from RefSeq and is a predicted model, not a curated record. Gene Ontology annotation, biological process: negative regulation of MAPK cascade; multicellular organism development. Lineage: Eukaryota; Metazoa; Chordata; Actinopteri; Cypriniformes; Cyprinidae.